AUGGUCUUCUUAUCUCCCCAUCGUCUUGAGUCCACUGAGCAAUCUCGACAAGAUGUGAUGCCGCAGGCGAUGCUUAGAUUAUUUACCGAGAUGGCAGAUUACACUCUCAGAGCAUUUGGUGAUGUUCACACGCCGCUCUCUCCUGCUAUUCCUUUGUGCGGUGUAGCCUGUUUCUUAACUUUGCGAGCAGAGAUCCCCGGGAUAGACAGCUGCCGAACUCUCGCAUCGGUCGACAUGGUAAGAGCCUCGAUAAUAUUCCGAUCAAGCAAUUGCUCGUCACCUCUUGCACAGCAUGCUAUCCUACCUGAGAGUGUUCGACAACAUCGUGCACCACGUCGUCCUCCCUGA
Molecule: messenger RNA, 348 nt
Organism: Sparassis crispa
Lineage: Eukaryota; Fungi; Basidiomycota; Agaricomycetes; Polyporales; Sparassidaceae
Exons: 8
Coding region: 1-348 (115 amino acids)
Source: RefSeq, a predicted model, not a curated record